CCCGUCGCUCACUGUUUCACACUAUCUUUAUUAAAUUCUUGAAACCCUUUCUCUCCGAUUAAGCGCUUAAUCCGUAAGUCCAAUGGAGCAAGAUCGAGGACGCAGGGGACCUCAGAGAAUUGUAAACAGAAACAAUAAGAUUUAUCUGGAACUGAGUGACAUAAUUAGGGAGGACGCCCUUAAAUUUCUUCCUGCCAAAUCGCUUUACAGGUUCCAAGGGGUUUGUAGGGAAUGGAGGCGCAAGAUAGUCUCCCCUUUUUUUACUCACAGCCAGUCAAAUACCUUUUGUGACAUCUCGGGCUUCUUCUUGCAAUCUGGAUCAAAACCGCCGUCAUUUAUUUCCCUUGAUAAGAAUGCAUAUGGUGUUCCAGACCCAUCUCUGAGUUUCUUGCCCGAGCCAGUUGACAUCAGGGCCUCUUCUAAUGGGCUGGUUUGCUGUCGAGGUUGCCGUGGGGACAAGCGUUACUACAUCUGCAAUCCUGUUACCAAACGAUGGAAGGAGCUCCCUAAACCAAAUUGUGAUCAUGGUUCUGACCCUGCAGUUGUACUCAUCUUUGAACCGUCUUUGCUCAACUUUGCGGCGGAAUACAAGCUUAUCUGUGCUUUCCCUUCCGUUAAUUUUGGCGAAGGAUAUGAGUUUGAGAUGUAUACCUCACACGAUGGAACUUGGAAAUAUUUAGAUGAAAUUUACUUUGGCAGUAUAAAGCUCUUGCCAAUGUCGGGUGUUUAUGUGAAUGGCAGCAUCUAUUGGAAGGGAACACACGGUGAACUUCUUCUGUUUGAUCUCACAAUUGAGCGCACCCGAGUCCUAUAUUGUCUCUGCCAUACCUUGGGAGUGAUGGAUGAAAAGCUUUGUUCAACCGGGAUUCGUUAUCAGGCGCUAACUGUGUCUGAGUUUUCCAACGCUUACACAAACACGAUGCUGAUGAACAGCGGAGCCAGGACUUGGGAAGAGAAACAUCAUAUUAAUCUCGGCCCUUCAUUUCUACCUUCUGGUGGUAGAGCAGGCGAUAUUAAUAGAGCUGGGAAUGUGCUUUUUGCUAGUGGAAAUUGGGUGUUGUUUAAGAAUGGGGUACAACUUUGUGCAUACGACAUGACAACCAAAGAGGUCAAGCGCUUGCGUGAUGAGGUCGAGCUUGAUAUCAGAAUUGCGUCGUACGUGAACAGCCUUGUCGAGAUCUAGUUUCUAUCUAACCAUGAAAGGAGGCACUGCGCAGUUUAUUAGGUAUUAGUGAUGGUUCCAAAGUACUUAUCCAAACACUUUUUUUUUUUUUUUUUUUUUCCCAAUGUGCGACAAUUUCGUUUUAUGGACCUUCACUGGACCUCUGCAUAUGGUUGUAUAUGGAUGUAUGUUUACUUAAUGGUGGUUUCGCAAAUAUAUAUAUACACACACAUACAUACAUACAUAUUUCGCUGAGCUGAAUGUUAUGAUAUUGCAAUGACUAGGCUG
Molecule: messenger RNA, 1450 nt
Organism: Morus notabilis
Lineage: Eukaryota; Viridiplantae; Streptophyta; Magnoliopsida; Rosales; Moraceae
Product: F-box protein At5g07610
Exons: 2
Coding region: 83-1183 (366 amino acids)
Molecular function (GO): protein binding
Source: RefSeq, a predicted model, not a curated record